Dioscorea cayenensis subsp. rotundata (Guinea yam) is the source of this 6396-nucleotide messenger RNA. Its product is annotated as probable disease resistance protein At4g27220. NCBI's taxonomy places the organism in Eukaryota, Viridiplantae, Streptophyta, Magnoliopsida, Dioscoreales, Dioscoreaceae. The transcript has 5 exons. The record is from RefSeq and is a predicted model, not a curated record. Gene Ontology annotation, molecular function: ADP binding. The coding region runs from base 4706 to 6265 and encodes 519 amino acids.
GACGCACACAACACACACAUACAGAGUAGGUAGGGUUUUGGAGCUCAGAGAUCAGCCAUGGCGUUCUUGGGGCUCGUUUGUUUCAUUGGGUUUGAUGAGCUGAGCUUGGAGCUGGCUUCGUCACUCAUCCAGCUAGGGUUUCGAGGCCUUCUCUGAUUUAAUCUGGAUGGGACUUUUCUUCUACCUCUUUUCUUGAUUUGGUUUUAGAGUUUCAAUUUAUUGCAAUAUAUGGAGUUCAUUGCUUCAAGAAUCGAGUACCAAUAUUGGAACAUUGGAAUUUUCUUUUAAGUGUUUUUAGUUUGGGGUUCUUUCAAGAUUUGAUUAUAUUAGUUAAUUUGUUGUGAUUUUCUUUCUUGAAUUUAAGGCAUUAUGCCUUUCUUGAUGAAUUUUUGCGGUGGGUUUGAUUUGAUAGCUUGAAGAAUAUUGUGAGAGGUUCUAAACUUGUAUUUUUUUUUGUUUGAUUAUUUGCUUUUCUAUUGUUGAACCUAAGUUUCUGAUGAUGAUAAAGUGAAAAUUAGCUUCAGUUUAUUUCUUGAAACCAGAUAAUGUGAAUAUGUUGUGGUUGUGGGAGUCUAAUGUAAACUGGAAUAAUGAUAGAGUUUGGGCAAAUUUUCCUGAAAAUAUGAAUAUUACAUCAUUGGCCAUGACUCGACUUUAGCAUGCAAAUCUUGGAGUUGUUGCCUCCUCUAGGGAAACAGUGGGUUUGUAUAGAUUAUUUUAGUUAAAGAAUUUAAUAGAAUUGAUGGAAUUAAUAGAUAGCCAGAUGAUAAAUAAUUAGAUGUAUUGACUGACAGUCUCUGCUGCUACAAAUACCAAUUCGUAUUGUUACUAUUAUUAUUGUCGCUUACAUCCUUUUUGUUUAUCACCGCAUGCUUAACACAAUUUGUGAUCAAUUUAACAACAAAUAUUGGUAUUAUUGUUGUCGCUUACAUCAUUGGCCAUUAUUAUUCUACAAAGUGAUCAAUUUGAACAACAGGUCCCUAUGAUCUUCGCUUUAUAUUAUAUUAUAUAUAUAUAUAUUUUGGGUCUAGGUGCUAUAACACAAUUUGUGUUGGCAUACUUUGGUGGAAAUGCUAAUUUACCUGUAUGUAUCAAUGGUUUAGUUAAUAAUGCAUUAUCUAACUUUGUCUUGGAAGUACUUUCUUUUUCUUUUUUUGUAAAAAAAAAAUGUUUCUUUCUAAGAAACUGCUAUAUUGUUUUAUAGUAUUGCAUAGCAUGUGGUCAAUAUAAUUCAAUCAACAUUAACAAUGUCUCCAAGUCAUAUUGAUAAGCUGCAGAAGAGUCUCAUGGGCAAGCAAUCUGUUUCUUAGUGGUGUUGCUAUUGUAAUGAUAACCCUAGCAGAACAAAUUUUAUUUGUCAUUCACAAUUUUGUAUUCUACUUUUGGGGCCAUUUCUAAACUAAACAUGUGAUGCCUCCAUGGUUCUUAUCACUAAAUGGAAGGUGUAUUUAAAUAAUAUAUAUAUAUAUAUAUAUAUAUAUUUAUGAGAAGCACUAAACAACUAGUCUCAAUUAUCUAUAGAAUCAUUGAUUUAUGUUUGGUUCAUGUUAGAAAGCAUCAAGAUGGAUCCAAAUAUAUGUUUAGUUUAUAUUGAAAACUUUCAUUUUAUCAAAUCAAAUGGAAUGGUGCAUGUUUCAUGUCUCAUUUUAUGUUAUUUCUUCUUGCAAAAUUGAAUAUCAUUAAGGAAAAUUUUACUCAUGUUAAGUAAGUUUAUCUUACUGCAUGAAUAGUUCAUUCAAUGUUAACCACUUAGACUAGAGUGUGGAUUGACCCUAUAAUUAUGUUGAUUAUAUGAGCUUUGAAGGCACACAUGGUUCUAGACAAAGCCUAGAAAUUACUGCAAAUCUUUGCAAAUCUUCUACUUGACACAUGUGCUUACUAUAGUACAAACCAACAUCAGCCUAUGAGAAAGGUAUUAUAAACAUUCAUAUAGGAAGUACUGAUUUGAGCGGUGAUUGUACAUGCUAGAGAAUUAAUGGUUUGGCAUCUGCAAAGAUUUAUCCAAAUGUUAUAAGCUCAACAUAAUUAGUUUUUCUGAUUCAAAAUUCCUACAAAUAUUAUUGUCAACAUCCCUACCUAUUGUGAAAGUGAUUCAACAGUAAAAAUGCACCCGAUACUUAAUCAGUAAUGUUUGUUAUUUAUUUGAUAUUGUUUUGUAUUUAAGCCCACAAAAUAUUGACAUUAUGGUUUGAAUGUUUGAGCCAAUAAGAAAAACAGAAUAUAGUAUGUAUACAUUCAUAGUUAUAAUUUGACAUUCAGUUUGCCCUUUGAAGCAGCUCUUUUUAGUGCCCAUUGCUUUAUAAAUGGUUUUACAUUCAAUAGCUACCAUCACUGGCAGGUUAGUUUGAAGGAGCAACUCUCAUUGGUGCAUAGAUGUCCUUAAUGUGGUUCCUGGUUCCUUAAACAGGACUGUUAUUGUAAGCUACACUUUAUUGCUCACUCAAUUUUGCUACCAACUAGCAUCUCCACAUGGGUUGUUCAUAGAAAUUUUGUAUAUGUUGCAAUUAGCGUUGUUCCUUUUCUCAGGUUGUAGCAUUUGGAAACCACAGUGCCUUACAAUGGACCAAACCUCUUCUUUUUGAAAAUAAUUCUUAUACUAACUCAUCCUAAAGAGGUUUAAAACACAGUUUUUUUCUUAUGUAAAUUGUAUUUUUGGGACUUAGCAACAGCUAUCGGAGGAAAGCUACAUCCUUUGGAGGGCAAAAAAUUUGAUGAAUGGCAAGCUUUUGUGUGGUUUUAUAAUUUUCCCUAAUAGCCUAGUUUCUUCUAGUGUUGCUGCCUGGUGCAUUUCAUUUGAGGUGGAUAUUACUAGGCAAGCUAUAAUGGACCCUUUGUUUUUUUUGGGAAACCAGCUACAAUGUUGACAAUAUGUUGUAAAGGCAACAUUAAUGUUGUCUUUUUUUUCUUAGAAAUUACAAGGUAGUAUUUUACAUUUUUUUUUUCAAACUUGAAGUGUACAAAAUUACAAAUCUAUUUCCUUCUUGCUUUUCAGUAAAAUUAAAAUAGUAAAUGAGCUUGUUGAGGGUGUUCAACUUGUUGCUUCAGUGGAAGCAAUUUAUCUUGCUAUUCCAGCUGACGUUUAUCCUAUAACUCAAUGACAUAAUCUCCAAUAUUGAUGUAAGUUCUAGUGAUUCUCUUUCAAUGUUUUUUGUGUGCAAUAUUUGGUUGCUUUUUAAUUAGUGAACUUAAAAUGAUUUCCUAACUAUUAUAAGAAAUUCCUUUCUCUUUUAUAAGUGUGGGGAACUUUUGAUGAUUUCUUUAUUUUAGUUUUAAAAAUAAUAAUAAAAAAAAAUCACCUGCCGGGCUGCCUAAGGGAAUGAUUUUGAGUGACAGGGGAGUUGUUAAUAUUAGGGGCCAUCCAAACCACUUGCAGAUAGAGGUUCUUAUCUGAAAAGGAAAUGCGGGAGACGCUCCUCCAAAGAUGAUUCACCAUGGCAUUUGUUCCCAAGAUUUUAUCUUCGGGUUCUGGUCAAAAACCUUCCAAAUCACUGACAUUUGAAAACAUGCCAUGUUCUUCAAAUCUCUAUUUCAGGAUCUGUUCUUUUUCCCAUCUAUCUUAAAGAAGAUGUGUUGCACCUUAAAAGCUCUUUGAUUUUCAUAACCUAUGCUGCUUCAUUAUUUUUAUAUGUUUGCAAUCUAAAAUGAUCUCCCAUGUAACCUUUAGCUUUUAAACUAAUAACAAUAAAUGACCUUAAUUAUAAUGUUGUUGAAGCUGAUCUUUAUCUUGCCUAGCUUGUUUUUCUUCAUUUGUGGCUUUUAAUUAUUACAUGAUGCAAUCCAGCACCUCCCUUUUUUUUUUUUCUGAAAACUACUGAAAUGCCUAAUUACUAUUUUAUGGUGAAAUUUCCAUUAGAACAUUCAUGAAGCUUAUAAGAUAAGCAAAAUUAUGCAUGCUCCAACACUAAAGGUAGUAGGGGCUGUGGGGCUGUAGGGCCUAUGAAAAAGGUUAUUCUUCUUUAUUAUGGCAUCCGACAAAGCUAAAAUUCUGCACUUUUCUUAAAGAAAAGAUAAUGAAAAUGUGAUGGUAAUCACUUUUCAAUUAUCCAAAUCUCAUUUUUUUCUCUCCACCUUUCAUACUGGACAACAACAUUAAAAUUCUCAGUUGUGUGAUACUGAACUCUUCAGUUUAAUCAUUUCUUUCUUUUGUCAAUAGCGGUUCAAAAUUAUACCAAAGUGUAUUAUAAAAAGAUUAAUUACCAAAUUUCAAAGUUGUGCUCUGGCGCUAAAGUUAGCAGGGCCUAUCAAAACAGAAAAGUUGUUCUUAUCUAUUAUGGCAUCCAGGAAAGCUAAAAUUCCAUGAUUUCUUGAAGUAAUGAAAAUGGAAUUGUGAUGGUAGUUAAUUUCAGCAAUCCAAGACUCUUUUCUUAUUUUUCCCACAGUUAAUACUGGACAACAACAUUCUAAAUCUCAGUUGACUUCAUGAAGCCGUUUUUGGGGCUGAAAAUCAGCUGAUAUGGUUAUAUAAGCUUCUGAGGCAAAAUCUGGUAGAGGGUUAGAAUCAUUACACACUAGUCACUUGUGUGUUUUCUCUGAAGUGGAAUCCGGUUUGAACCUAUUUUCUUGGCUGAAAAUCAGAUGAUCUGGUUAUAUGAGCUUCUGAGGCAAAAUCUGGGCUGAGAUUAGAUGUGAUGCUGAUAUAUAUGAGCUUUCAAGGCAAAAUCUUGUAGAUGCUAAUUGAAGUUGUACGAGCUCGUUAAUAUAUAGAAUGGAGAUCGUAAGAGAGCUGUUAUCAGGUGCUUGCCAGACUGCAUGGCAACAAAUUUGCCAACUAUUGAACUAUAUCAGAGAACAUGAUGAAAAUGAUCAAACUAUGCAGAGAGAGUUAGACUUUUUGAGGAGCCAAGAAAAAGACAUUAGUGCCAAACUGAAUGCAGGCAAUGUGCGGCAUGGGAAGAGACCAAGAGAGGAGGUAACAAAUUGGUUGAAGAACUUGGAGGAGAUAGAAAGUGAUGUGAACAGCUUAGGCUAUGGUGAUGCACAAUUUUGGCUGAAAUACUUCUCCCGUUUGAAGAGAAGCAAGAAGACAGUGCAAAUACUCCACAGAGUUAGAGAUCUGCAGGCGAGAGGAAAUUCAUUUGCUCAAAGUGAAGAUAUAUUUAUGGAUUCACUACAUGAACCUCUGUCCAGUUUGUCUGCGCCACCCUUACAUGGCAGUUCAGCUGAAAGGAAAAAAGAUGAGAUUUUGCAAUGCAUCAUGGAUCCUGAGGUUAGUAAAAUUGGUGUGUAUGGUAUGGGCGGUGUCGGCAAGACAACAAUUAUGACACAGAUUUACAAGGAAUUAAAUGAAAAGAAAGUUUUUGAAAUCGUCAUGUGGGUGACUGUUUCUAGUUCUUUCAAUGAGGAGGAGCUACAAAAUAAAAUUGCAGUAAGGUUACAUUGUGAACUCUCUUCAUCAGGAGAUUUAAUGAGUAAAGCACAAAAAUUACAUGAAGCUCUUGGAAGGAGGAGGAACUUUGUAAUCAUCUUGGAUGAUAUUUGGGAUGGUGUUUCUCUACAAAAUGUGGGCAUUCCUGAGCCUAAUAGAAGUAAUGGGUCCAAAGUAGUGUGGACCACUCGUUUCAUGGACGUUUGUAAUAGCAUGGAGAGCCAAAAAGAAAUUAAAAUAGAGGGUCUUACCGAUGAAGAAGCUUGGAGUUUGUUCAAGGAAAAAGUCGGCGGUGAAGAUAUUAUUUCACCUGAAAUAAAGCCAAUUGCAGAGCAGGUUGCUAGGGAAUGUGGAGGGCUGCCACUGGCCCUGAUCACUGUCGGAUGUGCUCUGAGGAAAGAAAAACAACUGCCAGUUUGGAGGAAUGCAUUGCACCAACUGAAGACAUCAAGCACUGAUCAGAUUAAAGGCAUGACCAAAUAUGUUUUUGGGAGUCUUAAAUUCAGUUACAACUGGUUGAGCAGUGACAAGAUUCGCACAUGUUUCUUGUAUUGUGCUCUAUAUCCAGAGGAUUAUGAAAUAUUAGUUGAUGAGCUGAUUGAAUACUGGAUGGCUGAAGGAUUGAUUGAUGAAGAGGGGUGUAUACAGACUGAAAAAGACAAAGGGCAUGCUUAUCUCAAGGAACUCAAAGAUGCAUGCAUGAUAGAGAAUGUCGGGGAUGAUGAUGAGUAUGUGAAAAUGCAUGACUUGAUCCGAGAUCUAGCAAUUAACAUCACCAAGGAAAUUUUCAUGGUAAAAACUGGAUCACAGCUGAAGGAGUCACCUAAGGAGGAAGAAUGGGUUGAAAGUCUACAAAGAGUCUCAUUGAUGAGGAAUUAUAUUGAAGCAUUUAAAGGUUAACCAAAUUGUCCCCGGCUAUCUACUUUGUUGCUAAAUCAUGCGUGUCAUCUUCAAAUUAAUGGACAAAUCGUCUUCCCUGACACAUUCUUCAAGCAUAUGCACAACCUUCGAGUCCUUGACCUCUCUGAGAC